Globicephala melas (long-finned pilot whale) is the source of this 1363-nucleotide messenger RNA. It is a transcript of the gene NUDT1, whose product is annotated as nudix hydrolase 1. The record is from RefSeq and is a predicted model, not a curated record. Gene Ontology annotation, biological process: DNA protection. NCBI's taxonomy places the organism in Eukaryota, Metazoa, Chordata, Mammalia, Artiodactyla, Delphinidae. Gene Ontology annotation, molecular function: 8-oxo-7,8-dihydroguanosine triphosphate pyrophosphatase activity.
UUGGAAAGGCGCGUGCAGAGCCCGGGAGCGGGAGGAUCGCUGGUCCUGAAUCCUGCAUCUCGUCCAGUGUGGGCCCCAGACUGGGGUGGGGAUGGAUCGACAGCUGACUUGGUCCUGCUCUUCCAGCAUUUCUCCAGCAGUGGCCGACAUCACCCUCCGAGUCUUUCUCUGGACCACACAAACCCAUUCGAGAAGGAGAGGCCCUUGGGCUCCAGCACCAGGUCCCAGAGCAGCAACAGUUAACCAAGGGCACCAUGUGUGCCUCGAGGCUCUGCACCUUGGUGCUCGUGCUGCAGCCUCAGCGAGUCCUCCUGGGCAUGAAGAAACGAGGCUUCGGGGCCGGCCGGUGGAACGGCUUCGGAGGCAAAGUUCAAGAAGGAGAGACCAUCGAGGAUGGAGCCAAGAGGGAGCUGCAGGAAGAGAGCGGUCUGACCGUGGACGCGCUGCAGAAGGUGGGCCAGAUCGUGUUUGAGUUCGUGGGCGACCCCGAGCUGAUGGACAUGCACAUCUUCUGCACAGACAGUGUCCACGGGACACCAGUGGAGAGCGAAGAAAUGCGCCCCCAGUGGUUCCAACUGGACCAGAUCCCCUUCGCUGACAUGUGGCCCGAUGACAGCUACUGGUUUCCCCUCCUGCUUCAGAAGAAGAAGUUCCACGGCUACUUCAAGUUCCAGAGUCACGACACCAUCCUGGACUACAAGCUUCGCGAGGUGGACACAGUCUAGGACAGAGCUGAGCUCGUCCCUCGGGCCAUGAGCACCCCUGCCCAGCCACGCCGAGGCUCCAGGCUCAGCACACCGGCCGGGCCUCCAGUCUGUCUGGCGCAUGAUUGGAUGGAAAGGAAAAUAAACCUCUUUUACUUUUUCAGCAUUCCUCACCGGGCCUCACGAAGUCCCAUCCUCGGGGAGCUGCCAGACGUGCCUGGCUGUGACCUGCACCACCGAACAGAGAUGGGGGAAAGAGACACAGGCGCAAAAGGGGAGGGGACGGCGUUUCGGACGUCCCACGGGGGAGAACUGGUGUGGGAGGCCCGGCAUAGGUGUGCAUGGGGCCGCAGGAUCCCGGGGGUGGGCUAGAGGCCGUGUUCUCCUCUCACCACCCCCCUUAUGGGGAAACCGAGGCGCGGUCAGGGCCCAGGGCUCCAACCCCCGUCUAAUGUACCAUCACUUGGUCGCCCUCCCUCCCCCAAGACAGGCUGAUUUCAUCCUGGUUUCUGACCCUGGAGAGGGGGCUGGGGGGUACCAACCACUCACACAAAAACUUCACAACUUGACCCGACUUUUAUAAACACGUUUAAUGAUAGUUGUUCAUGUAAGUUCAGUGAUAAAAAUCUCGGAACGUAGCUCGUUUGUAAACAAUUCCA